Messenger RNA from Hippocampus comes (tiger tail seahorse), 3751 nucleotides. Its product is annotated as oxysterol-binding protein-related protein 1-like. Gene Ontology annotation, molecular function: cholesterol binding; protein binding. NCBI's taxonomy places the organism in Eukaryota, Metazoa, Chordata, Actinopteri, Syngnathiformes, Syngnathidae. The transcript is spliced from 28 exons. The coding region runs from base 151 to 3042 and encodes 963 amino acids. Gene Ontology annotation, cellular component: perinuclear endoplasmic reticulum; plasma membrane; cytosol. The record is from RefSeq and is a predicted model, not a curated record.
GCCCACAGCUGUCAGCUGAUUGGGCCACUACAGUUUAGCUAAACGUGUUCCUCUCGGCACGCUAACUCUUUGAAGGUGCAUAAAAGCCCACCGAACUCGAAUGAGACGUUUUGUCUUUUGUGCAUUGACGGUAAUAUCACAAGCACUCUGAUGGAGGACGAGCAGCUGCUCCUCGAGUCGGCAAAAGACGGCAGUUCCUCUCGCGUUCGGCGGCUUCUUAAGUCGCGAGUCGACCAGAUCUCUUCUCUCAACAUCAACUGUCGAUCAAAGUCACAAGGCAGCUCUGGAUGGACGCCACUCCACCUAGCGUGUUACCAUGGAAACGGGGACGUCGUAGAUGAGCUGCUAAAAGCAGGUGCUGAUGUGAAUAUCCAGGACGACUUGGGCGACACGCCUCUCCACAAAGCAGCCAGCACUGGAAGAAAGGAGAUUGUUCUGUCGCUGCUACGUUAUGAUGCGUCGGCCAGUGUCAUCAAUGGAACAGCGCAGAUCCCUCAAGACGUCACAGAGGAUGAUGAAAUCACAACCAUGCUCGAGGCCGCCGAGAGAAGAGAGGCCAGGCGGCGCGAGGAGAGACUGCUGGAUGCCGCCAGAGAGGGGGAUGUCUCCGCUAUGUCAAAGAUACUCGGUGGCAAAGAAGCCGUGGAUGUGCACUGCAAGGAUUCGGUGGGCAAUACGCCUUUACACUGUGCUGCCUACAGAGGGCACAAGCAGUGCAUUAUCAAACUGCUCAAAAACGGUGCCAGCCAGACUGUCAAAAACAACCAAGAGCAGACAGCGUUGGACCUGGUCCGCACUCAUGAGCUCAAACAAAUUCUACUUGACUUUCGGGACAAGGAAGUGAGCAGCAGAGUGCAGAAGAUUGAAGGCCCCCUUUGGAAGAGUUCACGCUUUAUCGGGUGGCGUCUCCACUGGGUGGUAAUUGAGGACGGAACAGUUUCCUGGUACUCCAGACAGGCUGAAUCGGGAGCUGGCAUGAACAAACAGGGCUCUAGAUCUUUAGCACAAGCUUACUGCAUGGUCAAACCAUGGGAUCACUGCUUCUUCAUGCUGAAGUGCGCUGACAACUCUGCGUUAUGUUUUAAAGUGCCCUCAAAGACGGACUCUGUGGCAUCACGAAAAAGGUGGUUGGAUGCCUUUGAGGCGCACUCCUCUUACAGCACUCAACACGGCAGCCGCCACCAGAAGAACGUGGACGACGCGGACGGUGAGAGCAGCGUCGCGGCGAGCAACGUAACGCAAGCUCUGCAGGCCGCCAGUGCGUGCCAGCAGAAACUGGAGAGUGAGGUGUCCAUUUUUCUUUCAAUGGUGAAGAAUGAGGAAAACUGUGCACAGGCUGCACCUCUUAUCCUGAAAGCCAAAGAGACCAGUGAGCUCUCCAGUGAAACCUGUGCUGCUCUUCAGCUGUGUCUUCAGCUGUUGUCCAAACAAGAGGAGGUGUGGAGCCUGAAGUUAGAGCAGGAGCAAGAGAGGAGCAGAGCUCUGACCGAGGCGCUGCAGACGAUCGCCACAGAGCACCACGAGCUCAAGCAGUCGCUGAGCAAGAGCAGGAGGUCGCCCACCCUCUGCACCCUCGCCGAAGAUGAUUUCUACGAUGCCGUGUCAGAGUCCGAGUCGGAGCUGUCGGUGAGCGGCUUUCUCUCGGUGGCCAGCUACUCCUGUGAAGAGGACGAGGGGAGAGACGACCCCCUUCUCAGCAGCCGCCGCCAUCCCAGCCCGCUCGGGGGGGCCGCCGGAAUGUCAGGGGAGGGUGACCAUGGUAACCGGAAUAAUGACGCCAAGAAGCACAGAACAUCUCUACCGGCUCCAAUGUUCUCCCGAAAUGAUGUUAGCAUCUGGAGCAUAUUGAAAAAAUGCAUCGGAAUGGAGCUGUCCAAGAUUGCCAUGCCGGUAAUAUUAAACGAGCCUCUGAGCUUCCUGCAGCGGAUUACCGAAUAUAUGGAGCACACCUACCUCAUCCACCGGGCCAACGCCACUGCCGACUCUGUCGAACGGAUGAAGUGCAUCGCAGCGUUUGCGGUGUCCGCUGUGGCAUCACAGUGGGAGAGGACUGGCAAGCCCUUCAACCCGCUACUGGGCGAGACCUAUGAGCUCAUCAGAGAUGAUUUGGGCUUCAGGUGGGUUUCCGAGCAGGUGAGCCAUCAUCCUCCCGUCAGUGCCUUUCACGCCGAGGGCCUCAAGGAGGAUUUCGUCUUCCAUGGCUCAAUCUACCCCAAAAUCAAGUUUUGGGGCAAGAGCAUCGAAGCAGAGCCCAAAGGAGUCAUCACACUGGAACUUCCCAAAUUUAAUGAAGCCUACACCUGGACAAACCCCACCUGCUGCGUCCAUAACAUCAUCGUCGGUCAGCUUUGGAUCGAGCAGUACGGCAGCGUGGAGGUCGUCAAUCACAAGACCGGCGAGCGCUGCUGCAUGACUUUCAAACCUUGCGGCCUCUUUGGGAAGGAGCUCCACAAAGUGGAGGGAUACAUUCUCGAUAAAAGCAAGAGGAAGCUCUGUGCCAUCUACGGCAAAUGGACCGAGUGCUUAUACACGGUGGACCCAGCAACCUUCGACGCCAACAAAAACUCUGACAAAAGGAGUUCAGAAGAGAAAAAGGCUUGCAAAAGGAACAGCGUAGAUGAAGAGCCCGAGGAGAUGCCGCCGCCUGACGCCGAGACAGUGCAGGUGAUCCCGGGAAGCGAGCUUAUCUGGAAGAUAACGCCUCGUCCCAAUGACUCGGCCAAGUUUUACGCCUUCUCCACAUUCGCCAUGCAGCUGAAUGAGUUGGACCAGAAGAUGGAGGGACUUCUGCCCUCCACGGACAGUCGUCUUCGACCUGACAUCCGCGCUAUGGAGAACGGAGACAUCGAUUUAGCGAGUGCAGAGAAGAAGCGACUGGAGGAAAAACAGAGGACAGCCCGGAAGAAUCGCGGCAAAUCCACAGACGACUGGAAAACCAGGUGGUUUCAACAAGGAGCCAACCCGCACAACAAAGCGCAAGGCUGGCUGUACACGAAAGGUUACUGGGACAGAAAGUUCACGCAGCUCCCCGACAUCUACUAGGACCAGGAAACGCGAAGGUUCCCUUGGGACUUCCUUGAAAUGUACAUGUUGAUUUUGUUGUGGCGCUGCCGGUAGAUGAUCACCAAGUUGAAUAGAUUCUUAAAUUCAGGCACGUUAGGUCCAGUGUGAACAAUAGAGCACAAAAAAAUAAAUAAAAAUGCAUUUUGAUGUAAUUAAGAGACUUAUGCAAUUCGUUAGUUUCCGGGUGUCUUAAUAAAAGGACUCUGACAUUCGUUGGUCAAAAUAUGCUCGGUUAAAGAAUGACAAUAAAUGGUUGGGGGGUGGCACUUCUGUCUCACGCAAAUACAGGCGAAGGCUUUUGUGAAAAGUGAUGAUUGUGGGUGGAGCUAGGGUGUUGCAAUAAAGCAAGCAGCUGAUCAGUGUUGCUCACUAAGCGUUUUCUAACGUGUUGGAAAAUCAGUGAUUGGAGAAUCCCACUUGUGAUGUCACAAUCUCACACUUGAUGGGUGGGUGGGUCAGGGCAGUUCGGAGACUCAGUCAAUUUUCCGAAUGAGGGUUUCAUUCAAUGUCCUUUGAUUUAUGGAAAACCAACUAAUUCGCUGUGUGGUUGGACUGCUGAGUUUUAUUGUGUGUAGAUUUUGAGUUUUCAAAUAUACUCUAGGCCAGGGGUGCUCAACCGUUUUCGACCGAAGAUUUGCUUUGCAUGCAACCAACCGUCCUGCGAUUGACCCGUUACCGCACAUGAACA